AUGCCGGCUGGGAACCGAGGACGUGACGGGGAGGAGCCAGGCCGCCCGCUCCCCGCGCUCAGGGCCCGGCCGCCGCCAUGGCGGAGCCCACGGUGUGCUCCUUCCUCACCAAGGUGCUGUGCGCCAACGGCGGCCGCAUGUUCCUGCAGGACCUGCGCGGCCACGUGGAGCUGUCGGAGGCCAAGCUGCGGGACGUGCUGCAGCGGGCCGGGCCCGACCGCUUCCUGCUGCAGGAGGUGGAGAUGAAGGAGGGCCUCUGGGACGCCGAGGCCGAGGUGGCGGCCGGCGCGGGCGGCGCGGGCGGGAGCGGGGGCGCGGCGGCCUGCAGGGUGGUGGCCGUGUCCUCCGCGCGCCUCUGCGCCCGCUACCAGCGCGGCGAGUGCCGGGCCUGCGACCAGCUGCACCUCUGCCGCCGGCACAUGCUGGGCAAGUGCCCGCACCGGGACUGCUGGUCUACCUGUACCCUCUCCCAUGAUAUCCACAUGCCUGUCAACAUCCAAGUGCUGAAAAACCAGGGACUUUUUGGCCUUAAUGAAGCCCAGCUUCGGAUCUUGCUUUUGCAGAAUGACCCCUGCCUUUUACCAGAGGUCUGUUUGCUCUACAACAAAGGCGAAGCCCUCUAUGGGUACUGCAACCUCAAGGAUAAAUGCAACAAGUUUCACGUGUGCAAAGCCUUUGUCAGGGGAGAGUGCAAACUUCAGACCUGCAAACGAUCCCAUCAGCUCAUUCAUGCUACAGCCUUGAAGUUGCUGCAGGACCAAGGACUGAAUAUCCCAAGUGUUGUUAAUUUUCAGAUAAUCGCUACCUACAAGCAUAUGAAGUUGCACAAGAUGCUUGAAAAUAAAGAUAACUCGGCGUCUGCAACUGAGCACUCACAGAGCCUUGAGAAACCAGGUGCACACGCAGCCGGGGCUGCAGAUGCCAGCCCUCUGGCUUCUGCCCCUGCUCAGGCAGCCAAGAAGCCCUGCCCAGGUAAACCUUAAAGAGGGUUAGUGAACUAAGAAGAAGCUUGUCCAGCUUGGAAGAUCUGAAAACAAGACUUCUUUUGAGCUUUAAUAACCAUUCAUUGUAACCAUUCAUUCCUUUAAUCAUUUAUUCAUAAUGGUCAUAAUAAUAUCUACCUCACAGUGUGUUGUGAGAAGAAGAGAUGGGAAGAGAACAAAUGUCAGGCUUGGAGGAUAACGUUGGGGUUGAGGUUGGACCUUGAGCUGGCAAAGGGAGGGGAAAGCUGAGUGCAGAUGGGGUCAGUCCAGGACAAGUCCCGGACAUGGCAGCUUCCACCUGCAGUUCUGAGCGCUUGCCCCAGACUGGGUGGAUAGAGCUUUUCAGGGGAGUUUUUCCUGACUUCUGUGGUCCAGCCAGUGGUUUUCUAUAUGCCCAUAAAUACAGUUUACAUAGUGGUAAUCUAGAGAAUGUACACUUUUUACGCAUUUUUUUUACUUAAUGUUUCAUAAGCAUCUUUCCAUAUUUAUUCACAUUAUCAUAUAUAAUCAUUUUUUUGCACAGAUACAUUAAUAUAUCAUAGUAUAUUUAACUACUUAUUCUGGGAUAUUUCAGUUCUUUCUAACAAAGUUUGAAUAUAAUUCAUUUCUUAAAAUCUGUACAAUAUUGAAUUUUUAAAGCUAUUCUUUACGUUUGCUCAGCUUAUAGGUGCUAAAUGAUACUGUCUUCUGCGUUUUUUAAAAAUACAUAUGUGAGCGAGUAAUUUUCUGUGUAUCUGCUUUCCGUAUGUCUUUGUCAUUUUAUACAUGGCCUUUUAUUAAUGGGGACCUUCUGUAUGCAGAUGUGGGUGGCCUUUAAUGAGGCUCCUUAAUUUUCAUAAGAGGAUAUCAGCCAUACUGUGCUCAGAGGAUAUCCAAUUUCUGUAGAUCCAGCUCAGCUGACACAGCAGAGCAUAUAACCUUUGGGUUCUCACCAGAGAUUUCUACCUCACUCUGUCUACUUUUCAUCUCUCA
Molecule: messenger RNA, 1955 nt
Organism: Microcebus murinus (gray mouse lemur)
Lineage: Eukaryota; Metazoa; Chordata; Mammalia; Primates; Cheirogaleidae
Gene: ZC3HAV1L
Product: ZC3HAV1 like
Source: RefSeq, a predicted model, not a curated record